Lactuca virosa is the source of this 3500-nucleotide messenger RNA. The record is from the annotation of a GenBank genome assembly. NCBI's taxonomy places the organism in Eukaryota, Viridiplantae, Streptophyta, Magnoliopsida, Asterales, Asteraceae.
UGUGUAUCGUUUUAUGUUUGUUUGCUUGUAGACACGGCAAUAGCUCAGCAAGCUAACUACUCCUAUACAAAACUAUACAAUAAUAUCACUCAUGUGCAUAUUAGCCUAUAUCCAUAUCUACACAACAUUAACCAGUGAUUUAAUGGCGGAAGUAAGAGAUCUCUGCAACUUCUGACCAAAGUAAGGAAUUUUGUCUACUCUGUUCUUGUAUUUUGUUUCUUCUAGGGUUUCGAACCUUCUCCAACAGCUCAAUUUGGACACCAAAAGUUUCAAAUUUGGUUUUCCAAACUCGUUAAACAAGUAGUUAUAUCGAGUACAUAAAUUAAAGUUGAAGCCGAAUUCCGAAAGCUUAGAUGCGGUUUCUAUUUUUGGAUGUGGAACAUAUCGUCAUAUGGAUCAGGUUCUGGAGAUCUGUUUUUGCAUGUUUAGAUGUUAACUUGUUCAGUUUAAGUUAAUGUUAGUUAUACUUCCAAAGCUCUGUAAACUCUAAAGUAUCGAUGAAUGUAUUUCCGAUUCAUUGUCUAUUCUUCGUCUUUUAGUGUAUACGUUUUCGUCGGAAUGUGUGUAGUAGCCGUGUGUAAUCGGAAUUUGAAACCGGAGGUUAGUUUUCAGGCGGAUUAGGUUUUUUAUACAAGAUGCCGUUUGGUAGGAAUGAGAGGAUUCGGUUUAGUAAAAUUUAUUCUCUUUCGUGUUUCCGACCUUCAACAAGUGAUGAACAUGCUCAAAUCGGACAAAAAGGGUACUCUAGAGUUGUGUAUUGCAAUGAUCCCGAGAAUCCAGAGGCACUUCAGCUCAGAUACCGGAGUAAUUACGUGUCGACGACGAAGUACACAGCGAUAAAUUUCAUUCCCAAGUCUUUGUUUGAACAGUUUAGGCGCGUUGCAAAUAUUUACUUUCUUGUUGUAGCUUGUGUUUCGUUUAGUCCAUUGGCACCCUUUCGAGCUUCCAGUAUCCUUUUUCCUCUUCUGGUCGUGAUUGGGGCAACCAUGGCAAAAGAAGGUGUCGAAGAUUGGAGACGUCGGAAACAGGACAUAAAGGCGAACAAUAGAAAGGUCCACGUAUACAGAGGCAACUCAUUUUCUCAAAGCAAAUGGAAAGAUUUACGAGUUGGUGAUCUUGUUAAAGUGAAUAAAGAUGAAUAUUUUCCAUCAGAUCUUCUUCUCCUUUCAUCAAGCUACCCAGAUGGGAUUUGUUAUGUUGAAACCAUGAAUCUAGAUGGAGAAACUAAUCUGAAAUUAAAACACGCAUUCGAUUUCACAUCUUCUUUAAACAAUGACACCUCCUUUCAUCAAUUCAAAGCAAUGGUCAAAUGUGAAGAUCCAAAUGAAGAUCUUUACUCAUUCGUUGGAAGCUUAUCCUACAAUGGUCAACAUCAUCCACUUUCACUUCAACAGAUUCUAUUAAGAGAUUCCAAAUUAAGAAACACAGAGUAUGUAUACGGAGUGGUGAUUUUCACAGGACAUGAUACUAAAGUCAUGCAGAAUGCAACAGAUCCUCCUUCAAAGAGAAGUAAGAUAGAAAGAAGAAUGGAUAAAAUAAUCUACAUUCUUUUCACCACUUUGAUUUCAAUAUCUUUCAUUGGAUCAAUCUUUUUUGGCAUAAGAACAAGUCGAGACUUAAACCAUGAAGGUUAUGGAAGAUGGUAUCUUGAGCCAACAAGAACAACUGCUCUUUAUGAUCCAAAAAGACCAAUUCUAGCUGCAUUUCUUCAUUUCUUAACAGGGUUAAUGUUAUACGGAUACUUAAUCCCAAUAUCUUUAUACGUUUCCAUUGAAAUGGUAAAAGUAUUACAAAGCAUAUUCAUAAAUCAAGAUCAAGAUAUGUAUCAUGAAGAAACAAACAAACCAGCUAGAGCUAGAACAUCAAAUUUAAACGAAGAACUCGGUCAAGUUGACACAAUUCUUUCAGAUAAAACUGGAACAUUGACAUGUAAUUCAAUGGAGUUUGUUAAAUGUUCAAUAGGAGGUGUUGCUUAUGGACGUGGGAUGACAGAAGUGGAGUUAGCUCUUGCAAAGAGGAAAAACUCGGGCAGCCCGGGCAGCCAUGGUGGUACUUCAGGCAGCCAUGGUGAUGAUGUUAUGAAAUUAGAGAAGUUGAUUAAGGGUUUUAACUUUAGGGAUGAGAGGAUAAUGAAGGGAGAAUGGGUUAAUGAAGAUAACUCAGAUAUCAUACAGAAGUUUUUUAGAGUUUUGGCUAUUUGUCAUACAGCAAUACCUGAAGUUAAAAAAGAAACAAAUGAACUUUCAUAUGAAGCUGAAUCACCUGAUGAAGCUGCUUUUGUUAUAGCUGCAAGAGAACUUGGUUUUGAAUUCUUUCAAAGAACACAAACAAGAAUCUCUUUGCAUGAAUGUGUAAAUGGCCAAAAGGUUGACAGAUCAUAUGAGCUCUUAAACAUGAUAGAAUUCAACAGUUCUCGAAAGAGAAUGUCAGUAAUCAUAAGAAACACUGAAAAUCAACUCUUAUUACUCUGCAAGGGUGCUGAUAGUGUCAUGUUUGAAAGACUUUGUAAAGAAAGUCAACCCUUUGAAGAGGAAACAAAGAAUCAUAUCAACAAAUACGCAGAAGCAGGUUUAAGGACUUUGGUGAUUGCAUAUCGUGUUGUUGAAGAAGAAGAAUAUAAAAAAUGGGAAGAAGAAUUUAUAAAAGCUAAAAAUUCAGUGUCUGUUGAACGUGAUGAUUUGAUAGAUGCUGCUGCUGAAAAGAUUGAAAGAAACUUGAUUUUACUUGGUGCUACAGCUGUUGAAGAUAAACUUCAAAAGGGGGUUCCUGAAUGCAUACAAAAACUUUCAAAUGCUGGAAUUAAGAUGUGGGUUUUAACUGGUGAUAAAAUGGAGACUGCAAUAAACAUAGGAUACGCAUCUUUAGAAAAGCUAAACGACAAGGAAGCCAUUACAAAUGCAAAGAGAGAAAGCAUCAAGAAGCAAUUGAUGGAAGGAAGAUCACAACUUGAUUUAGCUAAAAGUAGCUCUGUGUUGUUUGCUUUGAUAAUUGAUGGAAGAUCUUUGACUUUUGCUCUUGAAAAAAAUCUUGAAAGUUUGUUUUUGGAUGUUGCAAUUGAUUGCAAAUCUGUUAUCUGUUGUCGAUCAUCCCCAAAACAAAAAGCUCUUGUUACUAAAAUGGUAAAAGAAGGAACACGAAAGACAACAUUAGCAAUUGGUGAUGGUGCAAAUGAUGUUGGGAUGCUUCAAGAGGCAGACAUUGGAGUUGGAAUAAGUGGUGCAGAAGGAAUGCAGAUGAAAGGUCGAGUGAAUAAGGAGGGUGAAUGGACGGAUGUUCGACGAUGGAAACUUCCGGCUAACCAAAUGAUCACGGCGUUCUACGCGACGAACAUACCGGACGGGGCGAACUGUAACAAGUUGAGAGAGGUUUUCAUGGAGUAUGGCGAGGUGGUGGAUAUAUACAUAGCGAGAAAAAAGGAUGCCAGUGGUUCCAACUUUGCCUUCAUCAGGUUCAAAGUGAUAGGUGAUAUCAAGGCACUAGAAGGAAACUCGAAUUUGUGA